Harpegnathos saltator (Jerdon's jumping ant) is the source of this 849-nucleotide messenger RNA. RefSeq lists its product as uncharacterized. Bases 1 to 849 code for a protein of 282 amino acids. The record is from RefSeq and is a predicted model, not a curated record. Lineage: Eukaryota; Metazoa; Arthropoda; Insecta; Hymenoptera; Formicidae. The transcript has a single exon.
AUGUCGCGCAACCAACGCAACAGCAGCACAACCGUUUCAACCGCCGCCGCUUCGGGAGACAUGUGGGCCAACAUCGAUCGAUAUAUUUCUCAGCGUACCAAACGAGAGGAAGAUGACCGUUACCUAUUGAGCAAGGACAGCAUAUCUGGGAAGCGACGAGAUAAUCGCGACGAUGUAGGCAACGAUCGGGAGGAAAACGACUCUGAGCAAAAACAGCGACAAAUUGAACGCAAGAAACGUCGCCUUUUUCUACUCAACGACGACGACGACGACAAUAACGAGGAGCAAAACGACGAUGACGGCGACGAUGUGGACAAUGAUCGGGAGGAAAACAACUCUGAGCAGAAACAGCGACAAAUUGAACGCAAGAAACGCCGCGUUUUUCUACUCAACGACGACGACGACGACGACGACGACAACAACAACAAUGAACAAAACGACAACGAGGAACAAGACGGCAACGGGAAACGAAAACAGGGCAACGAACGUGGCCGAAAGUCCUAUCAUCGUCCGUCUGUUUCGUAUAAUCGAGCUGUUGUUGGCGGUAGCGACGACCGUAGCGAUAAUGACGAUAUCGACGACUACAGUGACAAGAAAAUUGAAAAACGUCAGCGUUCACCGCCGAUACGCAUCCCCAACAGGCGUGGCAAUCGAACGGAACGCGAUGGUCGGUCCCCUGUGAAAAACAUACGAGGACGCGCUAUUACCGAACUCAUUGUUGAAAAGUCAGAACGCACCAUGGACCGACUCGAACGCGCUCGACCUAUUGCAGGCAACAGCGACGAGAAUGACAGCUGCGCCACUGUCGCCGAUGACCAACGUGGUAGUAGUGGUGGUGGUGGUGAGUAG